AUGCCGGCGCCGUCCCUCCGACAGCUCUGCACGGCGACUGCUAUCAGAAACGUGAAGUAUCUAAGCGAUAUAGGCAACAUCCCUUAUGUUCUUGCCCGCCCUUUUCUUGUAAAGAUUGAAAGUCCUGAACGAUUGAGAUUAAUAGAAUCGCAAUCCCCCCAUAUCCUCGAUGACGACGGCGAACUAUGGUACGAGUUUAUCAAACGUGAUAUACCGAAAUGGGACCAAUACGAACUCCCCAAGUCGUCGUCCGAGUGUUCCUACGAUCUAUACUGCGACCUCCGAGAGCAGGUACAAAGAGCUGUGGAUGAGGAUGCCCGCAACUUGAAGAUGGCCCUCGACGGGAUCAGCUCGGAGCGAGCCAAGCACAGCGCCAAAUUGGUGGAGCGGCGGCAUCGCGAAAAACCAACGGCCAGGCAGCGCUACGCUUCGCAUGACCGGAAAAUGGGUGGCAUUGGUCCUGUCUUCACGGGGACAUCUAUCAGCCCCUUUGCGCGGCCCCCGCGACCAGAGGGCAAGAAGAAAAAUAGCAUAUUCACCGCAACGAAGCGGAAUAGUGUGCUCGCCGUCCCUACGAAACAACUCAAUAAUCGGGCUUCACAGGUCAGGCAAGCGCCACGCUCGUUGAUCGAGGAGCAUAGGCCAGUAGCGGGCCCGCCUGCUACUCGUCGAAAGGCACCUGCGACUCCAGCCUUGAGAGCGCCGGGUCGAUCGGGGCUUCAUAGCACACCCGCCGCCAGCCUCGCUGUACCUCCGGCCUUGCAAGAAAAGGAGGCAAGGCUACGAGCAAUAGCCUCGGGGCAACGGUCAACCUCGCAUACCCCAGGACCUGCUACGCCUAGAGCGGAAACAGAAGCGUCUUCUACAAGAACCCGCCCUGCCCUACCAAAUACGUCGAGACCUCCACCCUCGAUUGACUCUGAACAUUUGUCGGGGGCGACGAGUUCUCCGACCAAGUCAGUGGUGUCCAGUCCCCUUGGUGCAGCUAGAGCUGCACCUAGCCAGCCCAACACUCCUCCAGAACAAACUCCACGCCCUGCGCCCCUUCGGAAAAGACCGCCUCCUAGUGUCUUCGUUCAACCAAAACGAAGGAAGCUAUGA
This is a messenger RNA of Aspergillus melleus, 1101 nucleotides long. RefSeq lists its product as uncharacterized. Gene Ontology annotation, cellular component: elongin complex; nucleus. NCBI's taxonomy places the organism in Eukaryota, Fungi, Ascomycota, Eurotiomycetes, Eurotiales, Aspergillaceae. The coding region runs from base 1 to 1101 and encodes 366 amino acids. The record is from RefSeq and is a predicted model, not a curated record. The transcript is spliced from 3 exons. Gene Ontology annotation, biological process: transcription elongation by RNA polymerase II.